CCGAGCUAAAAGGCAGUGCAAAUUUUGAGAGGCGGGUAAGGGCAAAGCGCGCCAUGACCGUAAUACUAUGAUUCUUCAUACAAACUCUGAUGACGAUUGCAUCCCUCCGAGCCCGCAACACCCACUUCUUCUCUCGCUUCAAGCUCCUACUCAACCACCAACAUAGACUCGCCCACGCUUUCUCCGAAUGCCCACAGUCCCGGCCCAAAAUGGUCCCCGAGUCCGUUGCAGAAGCGGGGUUUGUUGACAUGUCGAAAUGGAGGAAGAUUGAUUCCAGGGAGUUUGGGAUAUCGCGGGGCAUGAUUCCCCCGCCGUCUUAUCAAAUUAUAAGAAUACUUAGAGCAGGAGGAUUUGAAGCCUACUUAGUAGGUGGAUGUGUGAGGGAUUUGAUCCUGAAAAGAGUUCCGAAAGACUACGAUGUGAUCACUACGGCUAAUCUUAACCAGAUCAAGAAGCACUUCCAUCGUGCGCAAAUUGUCGGACGUCGAUUUCCUAUAUGUAUGGUGUCUAUUAAGGGCUCGGUCGUAGAGGUAUCUAGCUUUGAUACAGUGUCAAAAGACUGUGAUACAGACGAAGUUACCUUCUCGCAAAUGCCAAAAGGCUGUGAUAGGAAAGAUUUCAUCCGCUGGAGAAACAGCAUGCAUCGGGACUUCACUAUUAACAGUUUGUUCUUUGAUCCUUUAUCAAAUAAAAUCUAUGAUUAUGCAGAUGGAAUGAAGGAUUUGAAGUCCUUAAAGCUGCGUUCCUUAGUCCCAGCCAAGGUGUCAUUUAAAGAGGAUUGUGCAAGAAUCUUGCGUGGCUUACGAAUUGCUGCUCGUCUGAGAUUAUCAAUAUCAAAACAAACCGAGAAAGCAAUACAUAAGUUGUCUUCAUCCAUCUUAAAAUUGGCAACGAGUCGAAUUAUGAUGGAAAUGAACUAUAUGCUUUCUUAUGGAGCUGCUGAACAAUCUCUCGGUUUGCUCUGGAGAUUCAAUUUGCUCAGACUUAUACUUCCAAUUCAUGCAGCUUACUUGGAUCAGCAGAGUAUUAGGAAGAUCCCUCAAAAUUCCAUAAUGUUGAUGAAGCUGUUCUCGAAUUUGGAUAAAGUUGUCACAGUUGAUCGACCAUCUGACUGCAGCUUAUGGAUAGCUCUCUUGGCAUUUCACAUGGCACUGGCCAGUCACCCUCAAGACGCUCUUGUGGUAUACACCUUUGCUUCUAUCCUGUAUCAAGGGAAAUGCCAAAAGGGUCUUAAAUUUGCUCGAGACAAUGCUCAAGUGAUAGUUGACUAUUUACCGGAGAUCUCAAUUUCAUCUGCAUGUAAAUCUGAGAAACAGCUUAAAACAAAAGUUUCCCAAUUUGCUUCUCUUGUUUUAGAUUCUAUUGCUGCUCUUACUGCAACUGAAAGUCUUGUCGAAAGGAUGUCUAUGUAUCCUGAAUCUCCAUGCUCUGGGUUGGUAUUUGUACCAGACAGAACAGGCCAAAAUGUUGCUGAAAUUUUUAGAGUUCUGGCGGGUGACAUCGAAUCUUACAAUAAAGAAAGAAGAAGCUAUGAGAUUGAUUACGCUCUUCUUCAGAAAGGUUUUCUGCAUGAGACAAGUUUUGUGCUUGGAAAAAUUAUAUUAGAAACUAUGAGCAACGGAAUUUUGAAAGGAGAGGAAGUUAUUCAGGAGGAAGACUACCGACACCUGGAAAAAGGGAGCAUUAAGGAAAUUUGCCACAUGGGUAAAAAACGUAGCGUCAAACUCGACCUUCCUGAAUUAAAACUAGGGUUUGCUAAGAAACACAAGUUGAUUGAAAAGAAACGCGGACUUUUGGAGCAAGAGAUGGGUAUUGAGCAGCCAGAGGUUGUUGAACAAUUAUUUCCUCAGGCAGAAUUGAUUUCAGAUCUGAGACAUAGAGAAAAAAAGCAGAAGUUGGAAAUUGACGUCCAGAGUAAGCGAAAGAUGCACUCAAAGAUGGAGAAUAAGCAGCAGUGUGUACCAGCAGAUAAGGCAAUGAAGCUAAAACCAAAGACAGUUAAGAAGAACAACCUAAAUCAGCAGGAGACAGUUGACACGGAGAACAUAAUAGCAGACAUCAUUGAUAAGAUUCCGAAAGACUCACAAGUAAGAGACAAGGAGAAGAAGCAGCAGUGUGUACCAUCGGAUAAGGCAAUGAAGCUAGAACCGAAGACAAUUAAGAAGAACAACCUAAAUCAGCAGGAGACGUUUGACACGGAGAACAUACUAGCAGACAUCAUUGAUAAGAUUCCGAAAGACUCACAAGUAAGAGACAAGGAGAAUGGCAGUCUAUCGAGUCUAUUUAGUGGUGAGAAGAUACAGAAACUCACAGAAGAUACAGACAAGAGGGAGAAAAGCAGUCAACCUCGGCUAUCUAGUCUCUUCAGGUAAAACAUAGUAUCGCAACUGACAGGAAGGCAUGUUUAGGUCUGUAGAAGCCGAGCGACAUAUGUAUCCUCAUACCCCAAGUUUUGCUCAUUGUAACAUUCAUUGUUCAGGUUUAGCACUUUGUGGAACCGGCUUAGGUAAUGUGUUUGAUUUAGAGGGCAUCAUGGAAUAGUUUGUAUUACAAGUUUUGUAUCUGUAACAUGAUUGCUGGCGCUGAAAUAUGAAGGUCGUCUUUUGGAA
Messenger RNA from Argentina anserina (silverweed cinquefoil), 2609 nucleotides. RefSeq lists its product as uncharacterized. The coding region runs from base 90 to 2372 and encodes 760 amino acids. Gene Ontology annotation, biological process: RNA processing. The transcript is spliced from 14 exons. NCBI's taxonomy places the organism in Eukaryota, Viridiplantae, Streptophyta, Magnoliopsida, Rosales, Rosaceae. Gene Ontology annotation, molecular function: nucleotidyltransferase activity; RNA binding. The record is from RefSeq and is a predicted model, not a curated record.